This is a messenger RNA of Eublepharis macularius, 2776 nucleotides long. RefSeq names its product solute carrier family 5 member 12 (gene SLC5A12). Gene Ontology annotation, biological process: transmembrane transport; sodium ion transport. Gene Ontology annotation, molecular function: lactate transmembrane transporter activity; symporter activity. The record is from RefSeq and is a predicted model, not a curated record. Gene Ontology annotation, cellular component: membrane. Bases 240 to 2147 code for a protein of 635 amino acids. The transcript has 15 exons. Lineage: Eukaryota; Metazoa; Chordata; Lepidosauria; Squamata; Eublepharidae.
GAUUGUCUUUGACUUGUAUUCUGCCAGACAAAAAUAUGGGAAGUACCAGUUCAUUUCUUUAGGAAAUUUUGACAGCAUUGGCAUUAAUUUUUAUUUUUAUUGGCACAAAUUCAGAGCCACUUCAAUCCGAAGUAUCUGUUGACUUACAGUUUUUGUUCUGGCUUUUAGAAAUGCUAAAAUCAUGGAGACAUGUUGCUUGCUUCUAAAUAAGCAAAGGAGUAACUACUAAGGGACCACCAAUGAGUGCAAUGAUGAACUUCAUACCGCCAAAUGUUAACAAAUUUGUUGCCUGGGACUAUGUUGUUUUUGCAGCACUUUUUGUCAUUUCUUCUUCUAUAGGAAUCUUUUUUGCAAUUAAAGAGAGGAAAAAGGCAAGUUCCAGGGACUUUUUGGUAGGUGGCAAAGAGAUGACUUGUGGACCAGUAGCCCUGUCUCUCACAGCUAGUUUCAUGUCAGCCGUGACCGUGUUGGGAACCCCAGCUGAGGUAUAUCGCUAUGGGGCAGCCUUCAUCAUAUUCUUCAUUGCAUAUACAUUUGUCAUCAUUUUUACUUCAGAACUUUUCCUACCUGUAUUCUACAGAUCUGGGAUCACAAGCACUUAUGAGUAUUUGGAGUUAAGGUUUAAGAAGCCUGUUCGUGUUGCUGCUACACUGAUUUACAUUGUGCAAACGAUCCUUUACACUGGAGUGGUAGUAUAUGCACCAGCUUUAGCUCUCAAUCAAGUGACUGGAUUUGAUCUUUGGGGCUCCGUUUUUGCAACAGGGAUUGUUUGUACAUUCUACUGUACCCUGGGAGGAUUAAAAGCUGUGGUCUGGACUGAUGCUUUUCAACUGGUUAUCAUGCUGCUUGGAUUCUUAACAGUUUUGAUUCAAGGAACUCUUCAGAAUGGAGGGCCUAAAAACAUCUGGGAGAUUGCUAAGAAUGGAUCACGCCUCACUAUAUUUGACUUUGAUAUUGAUCCCCUGAGAAGACACACAUUUUGGACAAUUGCCAUAGGAGGGACAUUUACCUGGUUAGGCAUCUAUGGAGUUAAUCAGUCCACGAUACAAAGAUGCAUUUCCUGCAAAUCAGAAAAGCAAGCCAAACUGGCUCUGUAUCUUAAUUUAGUAGGGUUGUGGGCCAUCCUGGUAUGUGCAGUCUUUUCUGGUUUGGUGAUGUUUUCCCAUUUUAAGACCUGUGAUCCUUGGACUGCUGGUUUUAUUUCAGCACCUGAUCAGCUAAUGCCGUAUUUUGUUAUGACCAUCUUUUCCUCAUCCCCUGGACUUCCAGGAUUAUUUGUUGCAUGUGCAUUCAGUGGAACACUCAGCACAGUGGCGGCAAGCAUAAAUGCUCUGGCAACUGUCACAUUUGAAGAUUUUGUAAAGAACUGGUUACCAAAUCUCUCUGAAAGAAUGAGCACUUGGAUCAGCAAAGGUUUAUGUGUAGUAUUUGGUACAGUAUGUACAUCAAUGGCUGCAGCAGCAUCGCUUAUGGGUGGCGUUGUGCAGGCUUCACUUAGCAUUCAUGGAAUGUGUGGGGGACCUAUGUUGGGAUUAUUUACACUGGGAAUUGUUUUUCCUUGCACCAAUUGGAAGGGCGCCCUUGCAGGUCUCCUGACUGGAAUCACUUUGGCAUUUUGGGUUGGCAUUGGAGCUUUUGUUUACCCAGCUCCAUCAUCAAAGGCCCUUCCAUUGUAUCUCUCAACAUCUGAGUGUGCUGUUAAUAAUACUGGGAUGGUAGCUACAGUGACUCCUACAUUACCACCUUUCAGGCCUCAACUGGCAGAUUCCUGGUAUUCUUUGUCAUACCUUUACUACAGCGCUGUUGGGUGUCUUGGGUGCAUCAUUACAGGGCUGCUGAUAAGUUUUGUAACAGGGCCCAAUAAAGGAGAAGAUAUUAAGGCCUUAUUAAUUCGUCCAGUCUGUAACAUAUUUUGCUUCUGGUCCCAUAAAUGCAAAACAUUAUGCUGGUGUGGAGUGGAUCAUGAUAAAAAAACACUUCAUGACGGAUCAACCAAAGAUUUCCACAAAGAUGAUGAAAAGAAGGCAGAAGGAGAUGAUGUAGUCAAGAAUGGACUGGAUAAAGACAUACAGAAUCAUAUUCUCGGCUAUAAUCCAGAUGAAAAAUCAUACUUUAACACAAGCAUGGAGACAGAAUCUUACUUUUAGCUAUCCCACACAGAAAAAAGGCAUCCAGCUAACCCAGGAAACUGCAUUAUCUUUGCCCACCUUUAAAAAAAAGUUUUGCACCAUGGCACCAAAGUGAAGGACAGCAGCAGCAGAAGGCCACUGAAUGGGCAUGAAGCAGCUCCACAUGCCUCGGGCCUCCUCAGUGAACUUCUCCUUUAAUAAUUGAGGUGUGCAGCCAUGUAGAGUCCUGCUUACUGUCAUAUAACAACAACAACAACAACAACAACAACAAUGUUUAACAAUAAUAAUAUUUGAUACCACCCUUCAGGACAACUUAACACCCACUCAGUAUGUUAUUAUCCCCACAACAAUCACCCUGUGAGUGGGUAGGGCUGAGAGAGUUCCUAGAAGCUGUGACUGAUCCAAGGUCACCCAGCUGGCUUCAAGUGGAGGCCCCGGUUCUCAAGAUUAGAGUCCCGUUGCUCUUAACCACGACACCAAACUGGCUCUCAUCAUCAUGCAGUUCUCCCCUCAGCAGGCAGGCUGAGGGGGCAAGGGGGUCAUCGACUGGUAGGUGGGUCAACUGAUGCUGGGAUCAGUGCUGUAUGCAGUGCCAUGGCUCUGUAAACUGUAAACCAAUAAAGUUGUGACCCUUUAAAUUCCCACAA